AUGGCCUACUCGCCUCCACAACAACAGCAGUCAGAGCCGCUUAAGCGACGCAGAAUUACCCGUGCUUGCGAUCGGUGUCACCGCAGCGGCGUCAAGUGCUCAAGAAGCCCGACUCCUGGCAUCUGCGGCCCGUGCGCCGCCUUCGGCUCUGAAUGCACGUAUCAGCGGCCAGUCAAGCGGCGAGGGCCAGUUCCUCGGGCCCUGUCGGCCAAGACUACCCUAAGCGGAGCAUCUCAGUCGCAAGUGGUCUGGAAGUAUGAGUCCGUCAGUACGCCCGAAGCGAUCGAGACACUGGUCGAUGCGUAUCACCGCAUCAUUUACCCAAUCCUCCCUUUCUUCCACUGGCCGUCCUUUUACGCUCAUAUCCGCGUUCGGAGGUACAUGCAUGAUCGGGCCUUUUAUGCUGUGACUAUGGCCUUGUGCGCCAUCACGAGCGCACGCAUGCGCGACGGCGCAAGCUUCUUGCUGGACGCUGGAGUAAAGGCGCCUCUGUCUGCGGAUGUGCCCACAAGCGAGGCAUUUUACGAGGCAGCAAUACGUACCUUCCCGGCCGACCUAAGCCAGGCGUCCGAGUUCGACUAUAAGCGCGCCAAGGUCAUUCUCGCCAUGCUCUGCAUCCAGUUUGGCAACGUGCGCCAGCUCACCACACAUCUUGGCGACUACAUGACGCUGAGCAGUAUCGACAACUUCCACCUCGAAGCUCGUUGGCCAGCAAAUCUUCCCGAAACCGAAGUGCAGGAGCGCCGGCGACUGUUCUGGGGCGCAUACACAAUCGACGUCUACGCAGCAACCACUUUCGGAGGCGUGGUGCGGCACCGUGAGGCGCAGUCCACAGUGCUUUACCCUGCCCUUGUUGACGACGACGAAAUUACGGAGAGAGGGAUCGUGCCUCGCAUUCAUGGGGCCACCCGCCCAUCAUACCUUGUAGGGUGGAACUUUACCACGGACCUGUACAGGAUUCUCGAGCAUUCCCUCGACCAACUCCGGGCGAAGCAUCUCAACGCCAAUGGCACGUCCGACAUUACCAACUUUUUCUCGACACGGUCGGGCUCAACGCAGCAAGAAGGCCUGGACCUUGUGGCACAGCUGUAUGCCAAGCUACCAGAAGACUUCAAAGGCGCGAAGGCCAUGACUGGUGACAUGAAGGAGGACCGCUACGGAUUCCAAGCUGCGGACAUCAUGGUGACGAUGCAGACCGUCAAGAUGGUCAUGCUUGGGCUCGAGGAUGCGACAGUCGAGCGUCGCUGUGCCGUCGCUGGCGAGCUCCUGGACGCGCUGUCGAAUGUCCCGACUGCCUACAUCCAGGCUAUCAGCUCUCCGAUCAUGCAUCACCUUGCUGGCGUCGGACACCUGUUAGGCAGUGUUAUCCAGUCACCGUUGUCGCCAUGGGCCUAUCUCCAAGUGCGCAAUGUCCUCAUAACCAUGGCGAACCUUGUUUCCGACCUCGAGACGUCGUUGUCAAACAUCCAAGGUAUCGGCAACAAGCUGAAGGACCAUGUCAACCGCAUCGACCAAUAUAUGCACGCAACUGCAGACCACCAACGACGUGCGCAUGUGUACCAUAGCACGCUCCCCCCAAAUGCGUGGGGUGGCAGCUCUGGCCAGUUGCCCCAGAUGCCGAGCAGCGACAUGCGCGCCGAGAGACCACAGGGCAUCUCUGUCGCGUCAUCUCUGUCCCCCGAGAGCGCCACGCCAUCGUGGAACAAUCCCUCCCCGAGCUUCAGCAACCCCAAGAACGUCCCCUACCCCAUGGCGCCCGACAUGUUCGAGUUCAGCCUGCCGCACAUGGCGCCCGACACUCAGGUCCAGCUCCCGACCGACCUCUUCCUCGACCUGUCCUUCGAGUUUGGCUCCGAGGGCUUUGACUUCCUCUCGCUCGGGUUGUAA
Messenger RNA from Cutaneotrichosporon cavernicola, 1887 nucleotides. RefSeq lists its product as uncharacterized. The record is from RefSeq and is a predicted model, not a curated record. Gene Ontology annotation, biological process: regulation of DNA-templated transcription; DNA-templated transcription. Gene Ontology annotation, molecular function: zinc ion binding; DNA binding; DNA-binding transcription factor activity, RNA polymerase II-specific. Lineage: Eukaryota; Fungi; Basidiomycota; Tremellomycetes; Trichosporonales; Trichosporonaceae. The transcript has 8 exons. Bases 1 to 1887 code for a protein of 628 amino acids.